Triticum urartu is the source of this 938-nucleotide messenger RNA. The record is from RefSeq and is a predicted model, not a curated record. Lineage: Eukaryota; Viridiplantae; Streptophyta; Magnoliopsida; Poales; Poaceae.
GGGAAGGGGUUCUACAGCGCGCCUCGUGUUUGGUGGAUGUUCAGAAUUCUUGGACAUGAUAAAGUUUGGGUCUUAGAUGGAGGUUUCCCUCAGUGGCAAGCUUCUGGAUUCAAUAUUGGAAGCAGCUGCCUUGAUGAUGCAGUUCUGAAAUCCAGAGCUGCUAAUAGUGCUGUUGAAACAGCUUAUAAUGGUGAAUUGGCAAAUGCUGCCACAUUUCAGACAGAGUUUCGACAUCAGCUAUUGUGGACACUAGAAAAGGUCAAACACAAUGUAGCUGCUAAGGCUCACCAAGUAGUUGAUGCCCGAGUAAAGGGCAGAUUUGAUGGUGUAAUGCCAGAACCAAGGGAAGGAGUAAGAAGUGGGCAUAUACCUGGAACUAAAUGUGUUCCGUUCCCUGAGAUGUCUGAUGGUGCACAAACGCUCCUCCCUGCAGAUGAGAUAUCUAAAAAGUUCGAGCAAGCAGGCAUUUCCCUUGCUGACCCGAUUGUCCUCACAUGUGCAUCUGGUGUAACUGCCUGCAUACUUGCCCUGGGGCUCUAUAGAAUUGGGAAGCAUGACGUUCCGGUUUACGACGGAUCUUGGACAGAAUGGGAAGCACUGCCGGAUAAUGAUUACCCGAUAGUUACUUCCGCUGGCUCUUAAAUCGGUCAUUCUGAGGUGAUGAAUGCAGCUGUUACAUCCUGCGGCAUUCAGCGCGAUGAUAUUUUCCUUUGGCAAGCUGUGCAUCAAAGUCAAUACAAAGGUUAUAGGAAAAAAAAACCUAUUGUACUAUGGCCAAUGUCUAUAGGCCAAUAAUGAGGAAAUCCUAUGUCGAAAGCGUCAAUUAAGUUCAUAUUGGUGUUGUACUUAUAACGUUACUGUUGAAGAAAUAUUGACUUGAAAACAAGAUCAUUCGUCUGAACUGAAGAAAUCAUGCCUUGAAAACAACAUUACAUUUA